GACAAUUCGGCCUGCCGGCAAGAGUGCCGCGCCUAUCUGCAGUGCCGCAUGGACCACAAUCUGAUGGCCAAGGAGGAAUUUUCGAAGCUCGGGUUCAGUGAGGAGGGUGAAGGAAAGAAUAACUAGAAGACUGUUUUGUGAAAUUGUGAGAAGAGACUUUUUUGAAAAAUAAACAAUGACCCACCGGAACGUUCUAAUUGGUUGCACCGGAAGUGUGGCCACCAUCAAGCUUCCCCUGUUAGUGGGGAAACUCCGCUCAACCAUUCCCAACGUGGCCAUCAAGGUGAUUGUGACCGGGCACGCCGAUCACUUCUUCUCCCCGGCGGACAUUCCGCCGGACGUUCCAGUGCUGCGCGACCAGGAUGAAUGGGACAGCUGGCGCGACCGGGGCGAUCCCGUGCUGCACAUCGAGCUGGGCAAGUGGGCCGACCUGUUUGUGGUGGCGCCCCUGGACGCCAACAGUCUGGCGAAGAUGGCCGGUGGGCUGUGUGACAAUCUGCUGCUGUGCACUGCCCGGGCCUGGGACUUUGGCAAGCCGUUCUUUUUCGCGCCGGCCAUGAACACCCGCAUGUGGGACCAUCCGGUGACGGGGCAGCACGUGCAGGUGCUGCGGUCCUGGGGUUUGCGGGAAAUUCCGUGCGUGGCCAAAACGCUCAUGUGCGGGGACACGGGGCAAGGGGCGAUGGCCGAGGUGGACACGAUCGUGGACAAGGUGGCGGCGUGUUUGGUGGCGAUGGAGUGCAGGAGGUAGGUGGAAAAGGGAUUUUUUUGUUUUGAGAAUAAACAUUUUUGUGCAUUAUUUAUA
Messenger RNA from Culex quinquefasciatus (southern house mosquito), 805 nucleotides. RefSeq names its product phosphopantothenoylcysteine decarboxylase (gene Ppcdc). The record is from RefSeq and is a predicted model, not a curated record. Gene Ontology annotation, biological process: coenzyme A biosynthetic process. The transcript has a single exon. The coding region runs from base 176 to 751 and encodes 191 amino acids. Gene Ontology annotation, cellular component: phosphopantothenoylcysteine decarboxylase complex. NCBI's taxonomy places the organism in Eukaryota, Metazoa, Arthropoda, Insecta, Diptera, Culicidae. Gene Ontology annotation, molecular function: phosphopantothenoylcysteine decarboxylase activity; FMN binding.